Triticum aestivum (bread wheat) is the source of this 867-nucleotide messenger RNA. RefSeq names its product histone H1. Lineage: Eukaryota; Viridiplantae; Streptophyta; Magnoliopsida; Poales; Poaceae. The coding region runs from base 106 to 666 and encodes 186 amino acids. The transcript has 2 exons. The record is from RefSeq and is a predicted model, not a curated record. Gene Ontology annotation, biological process: negative regulation of DNA recombination; nucleosome assembly; chromosome condensation. Gene Ontology annotation, molecular function: double-stranded DNA binding; structural constituent of chromatin; nucleosomal DNA binding. Gene Ontology annotation, cellular component: nucleus; nucleosome.
UCGAAUCCAUCCCACCUCUCGAGCUCUUUUCUGAAGCCGCAAGCGAACAGAGCACACUGCACGCAUAGCAGUUUCCCUUUCAGAUAUUUUCUUCGAUUAGCCACCAUGACUGCCUUGGCCAAGCCCGCCGCCUCAGCGCCGAAGCCCUCCGCUGCCAAGCCGAAGGCGGCCGCCGCUGGCGCCUCCCACCCGACCUACUUCGAGAUGAUCAAGGAGGCGAUCGCGGCGCUCAAGGACAGGACCGGGUCGAGCUCGGUCGCCAUCGCCAAGUACAUCGAGGAGAAGCACGGCAAGGCCCUCCCGGCCAACUUCAAGAAGAUGCUCUCCGUCCAGCUCCGCGCGUCCGCCUCCAAGGGCAAGCUCGUCAAGGUCAAGGCCUCCUACAAGCUCUCAGACGCCGCCAAGAAGGACGCGCCCAAGCCCAAGGCCAAGCCCGCCGCCCCCAAGGCCGCGGCGAAGCCCGCCAAGGACGCCGCCAAGCCCAAGAAGAAAGCGGCCGUGAAGCCCAAGAAGGCCGCCGCCGCCGCUGGCACGAAGCGCAAGGCGCCCGAGAAGAAGACGCUGGUCGCCAAGGCCAAGAAGUCGCCUGCGGCCAAGGCCAAGGCAAAGCCGAAGACCGUCCGCUCCCCGGCCGCCAAGAAGGGCCGCAAGGUCGCCGCCGCUUGAUCUGAUCUGAUCUGAUAGGUGGUUUUAGGUGUGCGUUGGUGUUCUCGGUCUGUACAAAAGGAUGCCUCAUCCUCCCUGAUUUAGGUUUCGGUUCUGCUAGGCAGGUUCUAUGUAUCGCUGGUGGUGUUUAGUGUCUGGAAUGUUCAGGUAUCAGAUGUAUCCAGCUCUAACUCUGAAAUGAAUUUGCAGUUUCCCAGUUUC